AUGAUUCGGAUCCGUCCCGAACAGCCAAGCAACAGUGCCGCCAAGGAUGAGACACGCCGUCGGGCGGCCAGGACUGAGCAGGCAAUAGAGGAAAAGCAACAGGAUGAGAGCAAACACGUCAGGAGUCAGAGGCUGAGCAAAUGGGAGGCAUCAACAACUAGACCAAUCGACGAGGGAUGUGAGCUAGCGGUGUCAGAGAACGUAGUUCUGCCGUCGGAUGACUGCAAGGCAGAUCUCUGGGAUGCUCAGCUUGCGGCUUUGGUUAGCCAAAGCUUGUUGGAUGACUACGAAGCCGAGGAUGCGGACAUCACAAUGGAUUCGCUUCGACGGGAUGAGGGUACUUACACGAUCAGUUACAAGGCUGAUCGGAAGCGGAAAAACACAAAUCAGCGGCGAGAUGAGAUGCGGGCUCUCGAUUUUGAAGACGACAUAGACUGGGAGCUGGUUCUAGGAUCCCCAAGUGAGGGCAGCAUAUCUUGGGUAAUGCUUGAUGAGUAG
Molecule: messenger RNA, 498 nt
Organism: Diaporthe amygdali
Lineage: Eukaryota; Fungi; Ascomycota; Sordariomycetes; Diaporthales; Diaporthaceae
Exons: 1
Coding region: 1-498 (165 amino acids)
Source: RefSeq, a predicted model, not a curated record